Seriola aureovittata is the source of this 419-nucleotide messenger RNA. It is a transcript of the gene mocs2, whose product is annotated as molybdopterin synthase sulfur carrier subunit. The transcript is spliced from 3 exons. Lineage: Eukaryota; Metazoa; Chordata; Actinopteri; Carangiformes; Carangidae. Gene Ontology annotation, biological process: Mo-molybdopterin cofactor biosynthetic process. The record is from RefSeq and is a predicted model, not a curated record. The coding region runs from base 143 to 406 and encodes 87 amino acids. Gene Ontology annotation, cellular component: cytosol.
UGCUCCACACUCUGUCCAGCAGGUGGCGGUAACGCCCCGGGAGCCGGUUUGUCCGCCGCCAUUAAAAGCCAGAGAAGAAGUAGGUGACGCUCAGCGGUGGAGUCAGUUCACAUUCACCUGUCCGGAAGCACCAGGCUCAUUCAUGACUGCUCAGGUGUGUGUGUUGUACUUCGCUAAGAGCGUGGAGCUGACCGGAGUGAAGCAGGAAGACAUUGUUGCCGUGCCGACACCAAUCAGCAGCCGAGACCUCUGGAGUCUGUUGCUACAGCGACACCCGAGACUGUCUGUCCUUCAGGAUCAGGUGGUGUUGGCAGUGCGUCAGCAUUACGUUGCCAUCGGUGACCAGGUAGUAACCCUGGGAGACGGGGACGAGGUGGCCGUGGUGCCGCCGCUCAGCGGAGGAUAGAAUAUAGGAGAGA